Molecule: messenger RNA, 2025 nt
Organism: Rhopalosiphum maidis (corn leaf aphid)
Lineage: Eukaryota; Metazoa; Arthropoda; Insecta; Hemiptera; Aphididae
Exons: 9
Coding region: 1-1902 (633 amino acids)
Biological process (GO): transmembrane transport; monocarboxylic acid transport
Molecular function (GO): monocarboxylic acid transmembrane transporter activity
Source: RefSeq, a predicted model, not a curated record
AUGUCGUUGUCACUGGACAAGGAUAAUAAUACCGCUGAACCAAGUACUUCGUAUGUUUCGAGUCUUGAAGAACCGUUCGUAGAGUUCGAGUCUUCGGAAUUAAAUCCGAAACCGUCGCCAAAAUUCGACGACGCGUACUUGUUUGUCGUGUUGUGUCCACCCGACGGCGGUCCCUGGGCCAUAUUCACGUGCACACUAGGAUUUCUGGCCCUAUUGAUCUGCGACGGCAUUUGCUUAUCCCUUAUUCUGCUCGACGGUCGCGUCGGAAUGGUCGAAAACUUGCCGCCCGGAACACGCACCUUCGAACACUUGGCCGUAAUCUAUUUGUUCCGCUACUUGACCGAACCGUUUUCAUGUGCAUACAUCAACCUAUAUGGUUUUAGAUAUUGUUUACUUAUUGGCAGUAUAUUAUCUGUCGCAUGGCUCACAUUAUUAUGUCUUAUUGAAAAUACAUUUACGCACGAACAUUACGUUUUGGCCAUCAUUGGUGGUAUUGGAAUGGGGAUGAUUAAAACAUCGUUCUUCGUUUUGCUGUCCACGCUGUUCGUUGUAAAACGCCAUACGGCACAUUUAUCUCUUCAUUUAGGAAGCUUCACUGGCAUGCUGAUAAUCCCAUCUAUUACUGAAUUCAAGUUACUAGUAACGGCAGAUUUGAAAUCAGCAUUGUACGUGAAUUUAGGUAUAAUGUGUUUUACACUGGUAUUCUGGUUGUUUGUGUCAACACCGGUGACGUUAAAGUUGGACAUAGACGAUGACGAAUCUAUUAUCGAUACUACCUCUCCUCCACGAUCAAGAGCCGAGACAAUGGCUUGGAACAUAGAGAACUUCCAUAAUGUGUACACUACUUUAACUGUACAGGACACGAUCGGAGAUCGAAAAUUGUUUACGAGCUUGUUUCUAGCGAGCAUGCCGAUAGUCGUGAAUGCGAAACCACUGAAUUAUUCCGUCCGAAAUUUAAACUAUUCGAAUUGGAUCUAUGAAGAAUAUCGAAACCGGAGGUUAUGCGUCCGAAAUAUCACUAACAUGUUCCGAAACCGUGUAAUAGGCAGUCGGCCGAUGUAUAGAGAUGAUGUACUCUACGACGGAAACAUCUCCUUAUUGUUGAUGGCCAAUAUUAAGAGUAAAAAUAGAAAUAUCGAAUACAAUGAAUACCUGAUGACGAUGACUCGUAUUUAUACCGUGGCUGACGUGGUUGAAGAAAGGAGUAAAUGGUUCAGUUUUAAAUUCCCAAUAGCCAUAAAUCGAGUAUUGAAAUGUAUGUUUAACAUGUCAAUCUGGUUCAACGAACAAUUUCUCUUAAUGGUAGUCAGUGAGGCGUUGAUUCACGCUGCCUGUUUGGUACCAUUCAUGUUCAUUAAAGGUCUUUCGGGUCAGAAGACGUCUGCAGAAGCAGUGAUUACCCUUAUGGCGGGCUGCUUUGGUUUGUUGUAUGGUCGGGGACUCGGUCAUGUGAUGCAUGGAAGGUCACCAGAUCCAGUACCUCUGUAUCAUGUUGGCCUAGUGUUGAUAGCUAAUGGACUAUCGUUGCUCCUAUGCGCCACGACCACCAAUGAUAUUUCCAAUCUAUUGCCGUACUUUGGAUUUUUUGGAAUUACUUUCGGAUAUUACAAGUCGAUUCAAAACGUAGUGCUGUACACUGCUUUUCCAGUUAAGAAAUUUAACAAUGUAUGCGGACAAAUUUCAUUGGUCCGAGGUGUAUCGUCGUUUGCCGGGAUUCUGAUAGCGGUAAAUAUCAUGCGGCCGGAGAACGACGGUCGGCCUGCCACGAGCUGCCAGGGAGUAUACGUUUACGCAGGAAUACUCAUGAUGAUCGGAAGCGUUUGCGUGACCGUGUUGCAGCAAUCGGCCAACGCCAUCAAUGUGCGAUCGCCAUACUACAAAGUAUCAGCUGUACGUCGAUGAAGCUUGUAGUCGGCGUAGUACUCACUCGUGCGUUAUACACUGAACCAGUUAAAAAAAUGUAUAUAUUAUAUACAUUGAAUCUAACCUAACGUUUAAAUACCGACUUAUUGCAUUAUGAUUAUA